AUGCGCUUACUCCGAAUCUUUGCUACGGCUAGCUCUCUGCUGGUCAGCCAAGCAAAUCCCUCUCUCAACCCAGAAACACUUAAUGAAAAUCACUGUCUUGAGGUGUGCAAAGCGGAGAAGCCAACCUGUCCCCCUUACUGGCGUCCUGAAAUAGUUUAUCAGAAGGGUCCUAACAAAAUGGAAAUGGAUGAAGAAUUUUUGCUGGUAUCGACAGUAUACGGGUGGUACCUUAGCAUUCUUACAAUGCGGGGCGGGGUUCCUGUAUUACUAUGGCAGGCAUCUCAGAAUAUAAAGCGGGUGAAACAUCUGUUGCCUUUCAGAUCCUCAAUUCAGGCCGCAAAUGGUAGUACAAUGAAGAAAGUAGUACCUCUAUAUGAGAGGGUUUAA
This is a messenger RNA of Coccidioides immitis RS, 387 nucleotides long. RefSeq lists its product as uncharacterized. The record is from RefSeq and is a predicted model, not a curated record. Bases 1 to 387 code for a protein of 128 amino acids. Lineage: Eukaryota; Fungi; Ascomycota; Eurotiomycetes; Onygenales; Onygenaceae. The transcript has 3 exons.